Laetiporus sulphureus 93-53 is the source of this 1746-nucleotide messenger RNA. RefSeq lists its product as uncharacterized. The record is from RefSeq and is a predicted model, not a curated record. Bases 77 to 1507 code for a protein of 476 amino acids. The transcript is spliced from 3 exons. Lineage: Eukaryota; Fungi; Basidiomycota; Agaricomycetes; Polyporales; Laetiporaceae. Gene Ontology annotation, molecular function: calcium ion binding.
CUCCAUUGACGCUCUCAUCCCGUAAAAGUACUCUACUCUCCAUGCCCCUUUACGAACGCCUUCCUCACGCCGUUGCAUGCCAGGUCACAAGAAUCCGCUGCAGAUAUCCAGUAUAAUAGACCGCGUGCAGGCCGCCGUCACCAGCAGGUCCAAGCUCGAGCCGCCCGACCCGCUCGCCGCGGCCACCGCCGAGUCCCUCGCGCAGGGCAAGCCAUUCGAAAUGGACUUUGUUGACCUCACUGUCCACUUCGUCUCCGCGUCCGGCCUGCCGAAGAUGGAUGUCGUCGGCAGCGCCGAUCCGUACUUCGUCGCGCGGCUCGAUAACAAGAUAUCGUACAUCUCGGCGGUGAUCACCAGCACACGCUCGCCAGUAUGGAAUGAGGUGUGGAGGGUCAGAAAUGUGCCACACAAUUCGACCCUCACGGUGGAGGUCAUGGACAAGGAUAGCAACAGCCUCACCGAUGACUACAUCGGGCAUUUCCUCACCGCGGUCACACCCGGCGAGACUGAGUUUAGAAUAGAGGACAGGGCCCUCAAGCGGAACAGAGGCACGUUCCGCCUCAAUAUAGAGAUCAUGCCAUCAAGGGACCCCGCAGCGAGCGACUUUCCGUACGACUUCGACGGCCCCGUCCGUUACUCGACCCACUACUCGCCCACUGUCGGCCGCCUGACGCAGGCCGACAGCCGACUAUACACGACCUGGAAGGUGUACAUCAAGGGCGUGCACCGCUUCUUCGGCGACAGUGUCCAACACUGGAACCGCGACUACGCCAAGGCGCGCUCCAUCUUCCAAGGGCCUACCGCGCUUGCCAUCCGCACCGUCAUCCACACCGGCCACCGCAUGCUGUACGCGCGCACCGUGUCGAAUGGGUUCGGCUUCAUCGACGGCCCCGAAGACGUUCACCACCUCUUCCACGGGCACGCCGCACGCGACGAGAGCGGACCCAGCGCGCGCAACCCGUUCGUACACCGCAUCAAACCCGCCACAUACACGUAUGUCAUUGCCGUCGACGACGAUUCGUGGCGCUUCUCCGAGACGGGCGCAAAGUUCCUCGUCAACAUGGCGUCCAAGCAUGCUCUGCACUCGAACUGUGCCGAGGCUGUACGCUUUUCGGGCGAGUUCCAUCCGCGGCCCAAGGGCGGGUGGGAGAACUUUCAAGAUGAGAUGCGCGACGAGGACGUCGAAUGGGAGCUUGUCGUCGACAACAAGUCGGGUACGUACGCUCCCGACUGUGCCAUGCUCCCCGCCGUAAAGGCGCUGCUCGAGUACAACCUCCCUGGAUUCGCAGUCGUCACCUAUGACUAUAUGGAUCCUGCACUCCAGCGGAGCACGGAUGCCUGCCGGGCGUAUGCGAUGUCCAAACGUGGAAUCAGCCCCGAGGACCUCUCCCCGGAUGACCAUCCCGAAAAAGAGACUUUGCUCGAGCGCGCCUCAUCCUUUCUUCAUCGCGGGCACGUCAAGGAUGAAGCAGACUACGAACCGGAAGAGAUGCAGGGCGAACGUUAACCACAAUGAUCUACGUUGGAGUUUCUUAUAUCUAUUGGGCCGCUUACCAUAUAUCUGUACCAGCCAGAUGCGCUCAUACUCAUAACCUGCCUAGUACUUACUUACAUAGAUACCAUGCCUCCAACGAACAACAAGCAACCAACCAAUGAUGAUGGCAUAAAGUCAGAUAGAUCAAGCAGGGUAUGUGCGAGAUGGGUGAGGAUUAUGAUGACACUAAAAGCUACAAGUGCGUGCAUGGA